This is a messenger RNA of Filobasidium floriforme, 465 nucleotides long. RefSeq lists its product as uncharacterized. The transcript is spliced from 4 exons. The coding region runs from base 1 to 465 and encodes 154 amino acids. NCBI's taxonomy places the organism in Eukaryota, Fungi, Basidiomycota, Tremellomycetes, Filobasidiales, Filobasidiaceae. The record is from RefSeq and is a predicted model, not a curated record.
AUGCACUCUUACGGGCUCAAGCUCGCCCUCCUGGCAAUCUCCGCUGGGAGCGCCCUGGCCGCAUCUGGUGGCGCUUGCGACAAAGCCAGCCAGAAGAAUACUGGUACUGGGUAUUGGGCGUACACGCCGGCCGGUGCCGGUGAACUUACCCAUUCGUACGAGGCCGAAUCGUUGCCCAAAUGCACCGACCUCUGCAAUGGCGAUUCCGCCUGCAUGGGCGUCAACUUCAACAAGCUCGCCGGGUUGACCGGAGAAUGUUGGUUACUGGGGAAAGAACAAGUAGCGACUUUCGACAACCAGAUAGCGUUCCCCUAUUGGUUCAACGCUUCGCGUCAUCCAGGUGAAACUCAAUCUUUUGCUUGGAAGGGUCAGUGCGGAGACACCGAGGCGGAGGACUUCCAAACCAAGAUCCGGGAAGUCCAAACGGAGGUGCCGGAAAUGGAAUGCUGCAACAUUUGGUACUAG